Molecule: messenger RNA, 1831 nt
Organism: Microplitis mediator
Lineage: Eukaryota; Metazoa; Arthropoda; Insecta; Hymenoptera; Braconidae
Product: odorant receptor 22c-like
Exons: 9
Coding region: 352-1545 (397 amino acids)
Biological process (GO): sensory perception of smell; detection of chemical stimulus involved in sensory perception of smell
Cellular component (GO): plasma membrane
Molecular function (GO): odorant binding; olfactory receptor activity
Source: RefSeq, a predicted model, not a curated record
UGAUUUUUCUAAAUAAUAUACUCCGUGAUUAUCACGUUGAGUCCACGAACCCUCGAAACGUAUAUUUUCUCAAUGUGUUAUAAAUUGUAAUCCAAAGAAUAAGUAUUGAAAAAGAAAGGGGUUCAAUUUUUCGCCAUCAAUAUGAAAAAAUAAGUAAUCGAAGUUACCAUAACAACCUUAUGAAUACAAACAAUUUGACUUUGACAAUUGAUUGAAGGCAGCCGUGAAAAUGUCCAUCAUCGUCACUCGGAUAUUCAUCGAACGGAAAGGUAGUUCAGACGUAAAAUGAUAUGACCAUAUUUCGUAGCGCAAUAGAAAAAAAUACACCAGAUAUAAAAAAGUCUUAGAACAAUGAACGUUUUCGAGCAGCCUUACUAUAAGUUACCGAGAAACUUUGGACGUUCAAUAGGUCGAUGGCCGGAUCAGUCUCGUCUACAAACUUUUCUCAUAGGAAUUUUCAUUGUUUCUGCAUUCAUUUUACAAGUCAUACCAAUAAUAAUAGCUGAUGUAGUGCAUUCCGAUGAUCAAAAAUUAAUAUUUGAAACAUUAGCCCCAGCUAUAACGGACUUUGUUUCAUUUGUCAAAUAUAUGAAUACUUUUAUAAAAAGAAAGACGCUCAAAAUUCUUCUUCAAAGGAUUAACGAUGAUUGGAACAUAGUAACAAGUUGUGAUGAAAAGUGCAUUAUGGAAAAGUAUGCAAAAAUAGGAAAUUUAAUGGCAGCUGGAUACGCAGGAUUUGUAUAUUUAUCAACGGCGAUGUACGUAACAGAGCCAGCUUUGCCUAUGAUUAUUAAUUUUUUUUUCAAAACAAACUUAUCUGCUCCGCUCAAGUUUUCCGUUCCAAUGGAAUGGGUCGUAAUAGACAAGGAAAAAUAUUACUGGAUAUUAUUGAAUUAUUCGGGUGUGUGCAUAUCGGUGAUUUUAAGUGUACUUGUUUCUUGUGACGUCAUAUUUAUUACCGUCGUGUUUCAUGCCUGUGGAUUGUUUGCAGUUGGAGGAUACCGAAUCAAAAAUCUUACGAAUGCUAAAUAUUAUAAGAAUAAUCUAGCGGAAUUAAAGUUGUCAAGAAACGCAGAUGAUGCUCAUUACGUACAUAUAGUUUCAUGUAUUAGAAUUCAUCGACGAGCUCUAGAAUAUUUCAAUUUGAUUGAAAGUACUUUUGCUGGAUGCUUCGGAGUAGCGAUAGGAUUAAAUUUGCCGAUAAUGAGCAUUACUGGGGUUCAGAUAAUAACGCAAACGAAUACGAUGCAAGAACUUAUAAAAUUGGCCUUAUUUACCGUAGGUCAAAUAAUGCAUCUUUUUUUUGAAUGUUUCUUAUCGCAACAGCUGACAGAUAUGAGCUUACAAAUCCAACAAGACAUAAUUAAUGGACAGUGGUACAGUAUUUCGAAACAAUCACAAAAAUUAUUGAUUUUGAUGACAAUGAGAAGUCAAGUGCCAUGUAUUUUAACCGCAGGAAAAAUCAUGGGAUUGUCUAUAGAAAGCUUUGGAAUGAUGAUGAAAACAUCUGGAUCAUACUUCACUGUUCUUCUAUCAAUGCGAUAAAUUUAUAUUAAUAUACUUUAUACUGUGACCAUAGAACUACGAAUUUGUUAAUGAUGAAUCAACAUGUGUACAACUCAUUAUAAAAUUCAAUAUUUUAUAAUAAUGGAUUUGAAACUUUGCAAUUUUUAUUGUUUUUUUGUACUUUUUUGAGAGCUCAUUUUUUCAAUUUUCCGCAAUGAAAAUUAAAAAUUUUCGAAAAAAGGGAAGUUUUUGGUUUUGAAGAGAAAAUUUUUUUUUCAUUCGCUUCUAUGUGCUAGCGCUUUUCCAAAAGACUCGCCUGAUACAA